Theobroma cacao (cacao) is the source of this 2262-nucleotide messenger RNA. RefSeq lists its product as uncharacterized. The record is from RefSeq and is a predicted model, not a curated record. NCBI's taxonomy places the organism in Eukaryota, Viridiplantae, Streptophyta, Magnoliopsida, Malvales, Malvaceae.
CUUGGGUUUUUAUUCUUCUCCUUAGGUGUCUGAUCAAGGCCAAAUGAAUUGCAAACCAGACACUUGUAUGACCUUCCAAAAUCAGUAGCAGUAAACUUUCUGCCUCCAUUUUCUAAUCCAGCAGGUUGCCCUUGCAAUCAAGCCAAAACAAAUUGAACUGUUCUAGCUUUUAGGGAAUUUCCUACUUUUUCAUGACAUCAACCUUUCAUGCCUGUGCCAAUUCAAUUCAUUGAAUAUCCUUAAAUGCUAAUGAUAAUUUCCACCACAUACCUUAGGCUUAAAUAAAUGCAGACCUCAGAUGCUGCCACACCAUCAUUCUUUCGUCACUUUCCACUUGCACAUGUGCUCCUUUACUCACAUUGUGGCUUGAAUAUAAUUUCCAUGAUAUCUCCCUCCACUUUGCUUCAGUGUAUAGGGUAUGUGGUUUUCUUAUCUAUGGUUCAUAUUGAUAGGGAGAUAAAGAAAAAGAGUGAGAACUCUGCUGAAACUGGGAACGCGUUAAGCUCCCACAAAUUCUUUUGUUCUUGUCAACUUUUUGACUUUGGAAUAUGGUUAUUACUCUCCAUCAUCAUCAUCAUAACAGUCUAGAAAAGUCUACGAUGUAAAUGUAUAUGUUAUGUAGUACCUUUAUAAGUAUAAAUUGAAGUUUUCGACAAGAAUUACUGCUAUAGCAAGUCAGCGAUGGAAAGCACUCUCUUUCGCAUGAUUGUUGUUCUACUGGGGUUAUAUCAUAUUGUCUGCUUGAAUGCUGUCCCGAUUACAAGAAUCGGAAGCCUAACGCAUGGAGCUCAAGUUCAUCAAGUUCCAGAGAAUACUCACUUGGUAGCUGCAGAGAAAAGUUCAGAGGCACAGAUCAUUAAGGGCAGGAUGGUUGUGGAGCUGAACGAUUAUCCUGGGUCAGGAGCUAAUAACCGCCAUACCCCAAGGCCACAAUUUGGCAGAUGUGCGGAUUGUUAGUUUCUCUAAAUAGUCGGUCUUUGUUCUUCAUAUUAUAAUACAGUGUAAAGGAUGAUUUUGUUCUAUAAUCUCUCAAUUUGUUUAGCUUCUUAAAUUUGUUUUUCUCGUCUCUUUUCCGGAGGGUGGAUUUGAUAAACUAAGUGAGUUGGGAAGUUAAUUCGUAAGGGGAGACAUUCUGAGGAGGUGUAAUAGAAUGAAGAGAGCAAGGACGGAGAACUAAUUGUUGUAGAUUCCAGUAAUAUGGAUGUUAGAGACUUUAAGCAAAUUGAUAAUCUCCUUAUCUAGCAUUAUGAGAUGGAUUAUUAUAACUACAAGUCACCUCUUAGUCUGACUGCACAAGAUAAUGGUUGUUAAAUCUUGGUGCACUGUAAAGUCUUCUCAUCUCCAUAGACCGAGUCCAUCCGCCAGCUUCACCUUGAUUGUGUGUUCCUGCUCAAGAAGUGGAAGCUGUUGUGGUUUCAAUAAAAGAUAUCUAGGACAGUGGCUUCGGUAGUUCAUGGAAGUCUUUCCGUUUUGGAACUGUUAAAUUCUCCAGAAGCAAGGGAAGGCUUUUCCUUUGGGCUGCUUGGAAUACACCCUGAAAGUUCUUGGCAGCUUGGAUUAGCCUUCAGCAGUCCAUAUCCUUAGUUCCAGAUUUCCUAUUUUUGAUGUACGUUCUGUGUUUCUGGUUGUCUCCAAAAUGUCGUUUGGUGAAACUCCACUGCGUCCUUAUAGUGAGAGACUAAAACUCGACUUUCUCUCAAUGUCAGUAUCUCUUUGUUUUCAUGUUUCAAUUAGAAAAUAUGUUCUGACAGCUAACUGAUGACAUUUCAAUAAGAAAUUUGCAGUAUAGAAGAGACGUAUCUUAGUUGGAUGAUGCAACUAAUUAAGGAUAACUCUCCAUCCUCUGUCUUGCAGGAUUUACUCAACAGUGAGAAAGGCACGCAUUGCUUGCUUGGUAGGUAACAUGAUAAAACAAUUCAAUUAUAGCAGUGGUGCUGGACAACCCACCCAGUUUCUGCAAACUUUGCCGUGAAAAAUGCUUGUCCUUGGAAUGUGCUUUACACUUAAUUGGGUUAAAAAAGAGCACAUUCGAGUAAAAUACUGUCAAUGUAUCUUUUUGUAGUUUGGUGUUAGACAACCAAGUUGUUAAGAAGUUCAUUAGAACCAAUAUGCACUUUUUAAAGCAACCUGUUAGGUGAACCACUCACAAAGCCCCUCGUAAAUAUCUCAAGGCAGUUUUUACAUGUGCUUUGUAUUUUUAGUGGAGAAAGUGGGGUGUGAUGUGUUAAGCAUUAAUUUCAUUUUUCGAAUCGGCUUGGUCCU